GCGUGUGUCGAUUCCUUUUCAUCGCAGACCGCCAUCGUGCGAGUGAAGAUUUUUUAGUGAGCCCCAGGACCACUGAAAAACCUUCAAAAUGGUGAACUUCACGGUCGACGAGAUUCGUGCUCUCAUGAAUAAGAAAAAGAACAUCAGGAACAUGUCCGUGAUUGCUCACGUAGAUCACGGCAAAUCCACCCUGACCGAUUCCCUCGUGUCGAAGGCCGGUAUCAUCGCCGGCGCCAAGGCUGGUGAGACCCGUUUCACCGAUACUCGAAAGGACGAGCAGGAGCGUUGUAUUACCAUCAAGUCGACCGCUGUGUCGAUGUACUUCGAGUUGGCCGAGAAAGAUCUCGCCUUCAUCAAGGGUGAAGACCAAGUCGAGAAGGGAAUCAAGGGUUUCUUGAUCAAUCUGAUCGAUUCACCCGGGCACGUCGAUUUCUCCUCUGAAGUGACGGCCGCUCUCCGUGUCACCGAUGGAGCUCUGGUCGUCGUCGACUGCGUCUCCGGAGUAUGCGUACAAACCGAAACCGUGCUCCGACAAGCCAUCGCCGAACGUAUCAAGCCCGUUCUUUUCAUGAACAAGAUGGACUUGGCCCUCCUGACGCUGCAACUCGAAGCCGAAGAUCUUUACCAGGGUUUCCAGCGUAUCGUCGAAAACAUCAACGUCAUCAUCUCGACGUACGGUGACGAGACUGGACCCAUGGGCGAUCUGAAGGUCGAUCCCGCCAAGGGAUCCGUCGGUUUCGGAUCCGGUCUCCACGGAUGGGCUUUCACUCUGAAACAGUUCGCCGAGAUCUACUCUGGCAAAUUCAACAUCGACAUCGAAAAGCUCAUGAACAAGCUGUGGGGAGAGAACUUCUACAACCCCCAGACCAAGAAGUGGAACAAGACCCAAGGCGAGGGCUACAAGCGCGCGUUCACCAUGUUCGUCCUGGACCCGAUCUACAAGAUCUUCGACGCUAUCAUGAACUACAAGAAGGAGGAGGCCGCCCGUUUGAUCGAGAAGCUCAACAUCAAGCUGAAGGGUGAAGACAAGGACAAGGAAGGAAAGGACCUUCUCAAGGUUGUCAUGAGAACUUGGCUGCCCGCUGGAGACGCCAUGUUCGAAAUGAUCACCAUCCAUCUUCCGUCGCCGAUCACUGCCCAGCGCUACAGAAUGGAACUCCUGUACGAAGGUCCUCAGGACGACGAAGCCGCCAAGGGAAUCAAGGACUGCAACCCCGAGGCUCCCCUCAUGAUGUACGUCUCGAAAAUGGUGCCGACUUCCGACAAGGGUCGAUUCUACGCUUUCGGUCGUGUGUUCUCCGGAGUGGUCACGUCCGGCCAGAAAGUGCGCAUCAUGGGUCCCAACUUCGUCUACGGAAAGAAAGAGGAUCUCGCUGAGAAGAACAUUCAGCGUACCGUGCUCAUGAUGGGUCGUUACGUCGAGCCUAUCGAGGAUGUGCCUUGCGGCAACAUCUGCGGUCUCGUCGGAGUCGAUCAGUUCUUGGUCAAGACCGGAACUAUUUCCACUUUCAAGGACUCCCACAACAUGCGUGUCAUGAAAUUCUCCGUGUCCCCCGUCGUGCGUGUCGCUGUCGAGCCCAAGAACCCCGCUGAUCUUCCCAAGCUCGUCGAAGGUCUCAAGCGUCUCGCCAAGUCCGAUCCUAUGGUGCAAUGUAUCAUCGAAGAAUCUGGUGAACACAUUGUCGCCGGUGCCGGAGAACUGCAUCUCGAGAUCUGUCUCAAGGAUCUCGAAGAAGAUCACGCCGGAAUCCCGUUGAAGAAGACCGAUCCCGUCGUGUCUUACAGAGAAUCGGUUUCAGAAGAGUCCGACAUCACUUGUUUAUCGAAGUCUCCCAACAAACACAACCGUCUGUUCAUGAAGGCCACCCCGAUGGCCGAGGGUCUCUCCGACGACAUCGACAAGGGAGAUGUCAACCCUCGUGACGACUUCAAAGCUCGUGCCCGUGUCCUUGUCGAGAAGUACGAGUGGGACACGACCGAAGCGCGAAAGAUCUGGGCCUUCGGUCCCGAGGGUACCGGACCCAAUCUCCUGGUCGACGUCACCAAGGGAGUCCAAUACCUUAACGAAAUCAAGGAUUCCGUCGUCGCUGGUUUCCAGUGGGCCACGAAAGAGUCGGUCCUUUGCGACGAAAACAUGCGCGGUGUGAGAUUCAACAUCCACGACGUGACCCUUCACGCCGACGCCAUCCAUCGUGGUGGAGGUCAGAUCAUUCCGACCGCUCGUCGUUGCCUCUACGCCUGUCUGUUGACCGGUCAGCCCCGUCUCAUGGAGCCCGUCUACCUUGUUGAAGUUCAGUGCCCUGAGAACGCUGUCGGAGGUAUCUACGGUGUGCUGAACAGACGUCGUGGUCACGUUAUCGAAGAGUCUCAGGUGGCCGGAACACCGAUGUUCAUUGUCAAGGCCUACUUGCCCGUAAAUGAAUCGUUCGGUUUCACCGCCGAUCUCCGUUCCAACACCGGAGGUCAGGCCUUCCCGCAGUGCGUAUUCGACCACUGGCAGAUCCUUCCCGGAGAUCCCCUUGACGGCAAAUCUCGCCCCCACCAGAUCGUCAUGGAGACGAGGAAACGCAAGGGACUCAAAGAGGCUCUUCCGGAGCUCGACAAUUAUCUCGACAAGAUGUAAGAACAAUUUCCACCUUGGUGGGAGUCGAGGGCUCAAGGAGUGGUAUCGUUUAAGAAGAAAAAUGACGCAGUGUUUUGUAUAUUGAACGAUACAAGCUAAUCCGAGGUUCCAAUAAAAUGUCGAACUCAACCGAUUUGACUGUUCGUCUUCACGUUGAUGACAUUAUCCCCGACGAUGGGCAUUGGCCGGCAUACCAACGCCGCGUCGGCCGAUUUCGGAUUGCUACUCCUGUGCUGCGCUUGCUCGAUACUCACCACAAGGGGUAGGGGUACCAGUUACGAUUACCAUUAAAACUAAGCUAUAUUUAAACCUCUCGGCUUAUUGUGGUCAGUUGCGUCAACGAUGCCAUAAAUAUGUCUGAGAAGUCAUCUAUUUUCUAUAAACAUGGUACUUGCAAAUU
Galendromus occidentalis (western predatory mite) is the source of this 3023-nucleotide messenger RNA. It is a transcript of the gene eEF2, whose product is annotated as eukaryotic translation elongation factor 2. The transcript has 4 exons. The record is from RefSeq and is a predicted model, not a curated record. Gene Ontology annotation, cellular component: ribonucleoprotein complex; cytosol. The coding region runs from base 89 to 2623 and encodes 844 amino acids. Gene Ontology annotation, molecular function: ribosome binding; translation elongation factor activity; GTPase activity. NCBI's taxonomy places the organism in Eukaryota, Metazoa, Arthropoda, Arachnida, Mesostigmata, Phytoseiidae. Gene Ontology annotation, biological process: translational elongation.